Molecule: messenger RNA, 5214 nt
Organism: Colletes gigas
Lineage: Eukaryota; Metazoa; Arthropoda; Insecta; Hymenoptera; Colletidae
Gene: xmas
Exons: 3
Coding region: 105-4961 (1618 amino acids)
Biological process (GO): mRNA export from nucleus
Cellular component (GO): cytoplasm; transcription export complex 2; nucleus
Molecular function (GO): nucleic acid binding
Source: RefSeq, a predicted model, not a curated record
UAACUGUGUUUACAGGAGGUAAAGCUAGGUGUCGAUACGUGAAAACAUACGGAAUGACGUUCUCGUUCGUAAUUAAGUGAAACUCGAGAAAAAGGAAGCAAAUAAUGGAACGUAAAGAAAAUGCUCAAACGAACGUAGCCUCGAUGGAUACUAUGACUUCGGGGGCAUUUAUAUUUUCCGAACCAAACAUACUUAGUCCACCGAAAACUAUUAAUUUCGAGGUUAAUUCACAGCAGACAUUCGAUGGAUCCGUUAAGAAAAAUGUAUUCACUUUUGCUACACCAACGGCAGUGUCGCAGCCAAACGUUCAAGAUGCACCGAUUUAUCAAUCGAGCAUGUCUGGGAAACAAUAUAAGCCUAAGAUAUCAAGACACUCGUAUAAACCAGCAGUUAACGUAUUUGCCCAGGCACUCAAAGAUACUACUAUGUUUGAACAAUUAAAGAAAAAUUCUAGAUCGCAAGUCGCUAAAAUCAAUGCAGAAAAUUCUAUAACUUGUAAGAACGUGCCUCAAUCGUUGCUUACAAAAACAGCGGCGAAAGAAUAUUUCCAGGUGUUCGGAAAUCUGUUGAAAAUAACCAUUCGUCCUAGGAAACAAAUAAUAACCGUCAACUACGCUACAAAAAAGGAAGCGAACGUAGCUUACAAUAAAAGCGGCGAGUAUUUAGGAAAGAAAUUUAACGUAGAAUGGUCAAAAUUAUGCGUAUCGCCGAAAUCUCCUACGAAGAAAAAAGAUAUGUCGAAACACAUUGUAUCUAAUUUUCUGAAAUCACCCGAUGACGAAAUUAAAUCGGAAUUGGAAGCUAUGAUGAGCAUGGAAUAUAAUCUGCACAAUAAUUAUAAGGGUAAUAUCGACGGAAAUUUGCUCAAAAGGAGCAAAUUACUACAAUCGAAAGGUGUGUCAAAGUCUACGAGCAGAGUGGAGAAAACAUCCGCGAAAUCUGAGAAACUUAAACCGGAGAGUCAAAUAUCAGAUUUAUUACCUAAUGCAACUUUCGAGGAGCUACAAAAUGUAGUACGUCAACCUGCGUAUAGUUCCGAAGAUAAAUACAAAGUGUUAGAAGCGAGAGAUCGACUUAUGAGAAUGAGGCAAACCAAGUCUCACACAUUAUCAGCGGCCAGAUUGAUGAUUGGCAUGUGUCCCGACAUGUGUCCUGAAAAAGAACGUUUAAUGCGUGAGUCUAAUAGGCAGUUAGCAAUAUACGAACAACUCGAAAGCAGUGAAUAUAAAAUAAAUCAUGCGAUAGCAGUAAAACAGUAUUCUAGAUCUUCCGCAGAUCAGGAAGAACCGAUGGCGCAUGAACUGAGACCGGUGAAAUCUUUGAAAAUGACGAUGAGUUAUUUGCUUCACGAAAUAGCAAAUCUUUGCGAUCACCAGGGAACAAAUUUAGGAGAAUGGUAUCACUUUUUAUGGGAUAGAACAAGAGGAAUUCGAAAGGAUAUAACGCAACAAGAAUUAUGUUGCACCGAUAGCGUUGAGCUGGUUGAACAAUGCGCUAGAUUUCAUAUAGUAUGUUCUGAAAGACUGUGUGCCGAAGAGCCGUCUGUUUUCGACAAAAGAAUUAAUUCCGAUAAUUUAACAAAGUCUUUGCAAUCAUUGAAGUAUAUGUACAACGAUUUAAGAAUAAAUGGAAUUAAUUGUAAGAAUGAACCUGAAUUUCGAGCAUAUAUUAUUUUAUUGAAUUUGAACAAUGGCAAUUUCAUGUGGGAUUUGCAAAGACUGCCUAGAAGUAUACAAAAGUCGCCGGAAGUUCGAUUUGCGUUAGAUGUAUAUUUCGCCCUCGAAUCCAACAAUUAUUACAAAUUUUUCAAACUUGUCCGAAAGACCACAUAUUUGAAUGCGUGCAUCCUGCUUAGAUAUUUCAACCAAGUAAGAUUAAAGGCUUUAUCGGUAAUGGUGAAAGCCUAUUGCAGAACUACGUCAACAGCAUAUCCACUGUACGAGUUAAUAGAUAUAUUAGGUUUCGAAGACGAGAACGAAGCUGUUUACUUUUGCGAACAAAUAGGUUUAGGUGCUUCGAAGGAUGAGCUGCAUAUACUACUAAAUCGGCAAAAUUUUACUAUGCCUGUAUUAAAUAUAAAACAAAAUAGAGCUUGUAAUGUAAUAGAAUCUAAAAGAACUAUGCGACACUUGUCCAUUGGAGAAUGUAUAGCAGCGUGUAAGAUGCCAGAACAGACUUAUAAAUACCAUAAACCGCACAACAGUUUCGAUUCGAAUGGCUAUUUAACACCUGAAUCUAUCAAUGCGGAAGAUCAGAGUAAAAAUGUUGUUAGCGAAUUGGACGACCCAUACGAAUAUAUAGACGAAGAUACAGUGCAGACUAAGGAAUCGAUACCAACACCUGAAAAAGAUCAGAAUAAAACUGAAACUACAGUUACUUCUGUGCCUACGAAUGCAUUUAAAUCGGUUACUGAUACUGAAUUUGGUGCGAAUGCCUUUAUACCUAUGAAAUCUGAUACGAAUGUUUCUUUUACCUCUAAGCCUCCGAUAAUUGCCACGCAAUCAAAAUUAGACAAACAGAAAGAUGCAAAGGCGUUUAGUUUUGCAUCUAAACAACAAGAUAUCGUACCAAAUGUAAAUAAGACCAUCGAAUCUUCCACUUCGUGCAGUGUGUUCGAUACUACGUCUACAUCUACAAACGCCUCUAAUAUAUUCUCUAAGCCAUUUGAAUCGCCACAGUACAAUGCUGUUGCUUCGCCAUUUGCAUCGGCUAUGAACAAGAGCAUAUUUUCUGGGGCUGCGCAAGGAAAUAUAUUUAUGAGAAAUGUUACACCCUCCGCAAUAUUUUCUAAUACGUACUCGAACGUGCAACCUGUUUCAAAAUCAUCGAAUGCCACAAAUACUGCAACUAUUACGAGCAACAAUACGAUAAAAGAAAUACCAAGUUCCUUCGCUCGUGUGGAACAAGCACAAACUGAAACUCCGAAAGAAGUGAAACCUGAGAAAUUAAAAUCGGAGGAAGAGGAGUCUGCUAUGAAAAUGCAACAAAUUGACGAGACUGCGAAACAAAUCUCGAAUACCUUGCAAACAGAAAUUGUACAAGAGUAUUGCUCCAAUUUAGUAAAAGAGGAAAUUAAUAGAAUGAAUGUUUAUAACACGUUAUGCAAGGACGUCAGUACUCAGAUUUUAAAUACGGUUACUCACGACGUAUGUAAUAAUAUUUUGCGAGAAGAGAUUGUUAAUUCGCAAAAAUUGCACGAGAUGUCAAUGAGAAUCAAAAAUAGAACAAUUAUAAAGUAUUUCAAUAUAUGGAAGUGUAAUACGUUGAAAAAAAAGCAACAAAGAAAAGCAUUGGAUGGGACACCGGUGUGGUUGCAGAAACGCUCCAGCAGGCAAUGUGCAAAAUUAUUGUAUUCCAAAGAACAAGAUUUAGUUAUUAAAAAUAUGUGUAAAAGGCAAGAAGAACAAAAAUGUACCAAAUCGUAUAUCGAUUCUUUGGCGCCGAUUGAAGUUUUAAUUUCAAUGGGGAUUAGAGAAAAUAUGAAAUCUUCGCGCGUAAAUAUGCAUUCGAAUUAUUACUGGAAAUUAGUUGUUUCUUGGCCAGAUUUACAUAACAAACCAAUAUUAUGGCAUCAUAAAAAAAUAAUGAAUCAGUAUCUUUGCCCUGAUGAUUACACCGCAGAGCCUAUUAUAAAACUGUAUCAAUCGACUCGAGCUGAAGCUUUACAUAUUUGUAUCAGACACUUCGAAGGUCUGAUCAGCGAACAUAAUUUAAUAGGAUCGGAUGCCCUUCUGUUCAUAGCAGCUGCUUCCGAGGAUACCAAAAUUGUAAUAAAACGUUUAACCAAAACUAUAUUGUCGAGAGAUAGACUUAUGCCUAUACCUCUCGUAUUCAUUGUCUUGGGCGAUGUAAAUUUCGAAACUCAAAACAAGAUGGCUGUUUCCAGCUUGGAAGAACUGUUAAAAGCAGGAUACUUAUCAACAUACACGAUUAUGUACGAGAAGGAUUUAACAGAGAAAACGAUCUUAAAUUUAACGCAAAGUGCAAUGCUAUGGUUAUCCAUAAAUAAAUCGCCUCAAAAUCCAUUAGAGAUGGAUUACUUGCAAAACAUUUACGAUACUUGCUUAACAGAAGAAUUGUGGCUGAGGAUAUUAGGCGAUUCGCCCUUCAAUGAGAAAUUAUCACACGCUUUGAAGGAGCCAAAAUUCAUAAUUGAUUUGCAUAACGAAGCAGUCGCUCAUCUUAUAGACAUAAUAUUGGAUCCGGAAUCGUUCAUGUAUACAAAAUUUGCUCCAGAGUUUAAAAACUACAUCAGUAACCAGUACAUGAUGCCCUGUAGCUACGAGUAUUUUGACGAUACUUGGAAAAGGGAGGACUACAAGGCAAAAUUGGAAACAGUGAUGUCUAGUUUUAAAUUGCCCCAAUGGAAAUAUCCAUGGCCAAUAAAUGACAGCAGCGCAUUUAGUGAGAGUAUAACAGAUUACUGUCAAGAAGCAUUAUCCAGUACCGACAGUAAUGAAAUAUCCUACAAUAUAUUAAGCCACUUAUUUUUUACAUCUGGUAUUUCAACUGCAUCGAACUUCAUCGACGUCCUCUUAUAUAUCGUGAAGAGAAAGAUAUUUCUUCUCGACGAGAAUUUGAAAGUGGUUUAUAAUAAGAAUCACAUAAAACACUUUCAAACUUUACCAUGGUGGUUGAAAUCUAACCUAUUAAACGAAUAUAAAAUUGUACAGAGAGCAGUUAAUAUUCAAGAGUACGAGCAGGAAAACGAGAAAGGGAUCGGCGCUAGUGAACCUAUUGUAAAGAAACGAAAAGUAUAUAAAGUCCGAGAAAAUGACUUUGUUCUCGAACCUUUAGCCGAAUUUUGUGAAAAUAGUCAAAGCCAAGUAAUGGAGGUGCAUUAUAUUUCCAAAAAGAUUGAAGACUGUUUAGAGAUACAACGGCAGCGAAGUUCUUUUUUCGAAGAAAAAUUGAAGAAUGCUUUGCUCUGCGAAGGCAAACUUAAUGACUUGGAAAUGUAACAUUUAUUUUCGCCCUGUUGACAUGUUCAUAGUGCCUCAAAGACUAUUGUAUCUUACAGAAAUCUUAGAGUACGAUAUUACAUGAUUUAAGUAACAAGAACACAAUUUUUUAGUAUAAAGACUUUUAAAUCACAAGACUUCCUUAAGUAGGAUGUACAAAAUAGGAUUUUAACCUGUAAUAUUUAUUAUACAUUCAGAAAUCAUGUUACGUUUAUAAUGCAUUUUGUCUAUAGAGUUCCAUUCGCUGUGUUAA